CAGGACGAAGAACAAAGCGAUCAGGAGGACGAAGAACAAAUGGAUUCAGACAGUUCUUUGAUUUCUCGUCGCGGACCAGAAGCUUUCGACAAGGGGGAAGCUUCUAGCUGGGAAGCUCACAACGUCGACGCCGAGCAUUUUCGUCAACCUGAAGACCCGCACGUCGUCACAGCAACAGCUACAGUUAGUGAAGGCGUCGAAAAUAAACUCAUUCGCACUACUAGCUCCAGUGGUGGCCGACGAGAAGAAGUCUCCGCUGCAGUGCAAAAAGACGGAAUCGUGCACCGCAUGCUGUGCAACAUGGUCCGGAGCCAGUUUUUACACAAAGGCGGGGAAGCAGGGAAAGACACUCUGAAGAGAAUCACAUUGGCAGGCUUUGAAUCUCAAGAUGGCGACGCAACGGAAGCAGCGGCUUUCGAGGACAUAAUGUCUGAGGGACAAGAUGAAACAGAGGAGGAUUUUCUUUACCACUACUGGUGCAAAAAGAUAAAGUCUAUGGUGCACGCGGGUGAAAUAGUCAAUGAUUUAGCCUUCAAGGAAAAUAAUGCGGGGCAUUUGUUUGGGACCAACACCACGACGACUCUCGUGGUGCCCGCGAGACAAGAUGAUGGAGGUGAGGAGCUCCGGGCCGCGUUCUUCCGCCGAUCUGGUACAUACAACAGCAGUAGGACGAACACAAGCGCGGAGCAGACGGAAACAGCCGCGUCCUCGCCAAGUUUGCGAUUCUUCACGGCACAGGGCAUCCUUUUGGAGGAGGGCACCACGGUAGGAGAAGGAGGAUCUCGGGAGCAUGGUGAGGUGAGCACGUUUGCCACCGUUUCUGUUCGCGCGCCGGAGAAAGUGCCCCACAGCCGGUAUCAUGGCCGCACCAUCGGCAGUGCAACAGCCAGGAACAAGAGCGCACUUGACGAAGACCGCCACAUCGGGUCGUCCGACGCAGCUGUCAUUGCGGGCGACACAGCGAACAACGGCACCUUUGGUGUUCCGGGCGAACCACCCCGUCGUGGACAGGUGGUUAAGAAGAUCUCCUGCACGGGCGACGAUCUGAUGCAAAGUGUUUUGAAAGCCCAGGACCAGCAAGAGGAACAUGAGUCUUCUUCAGCAAAUGAUGGCGCCGGGGAAGAAGGAAAACAACCCGUAAACUGGUGUGACCGGAUCGCGGAGGAGGUUCUUAUGAACAUAUUUCUCACCCACGCCGCAAACACCUGUGUCGCGAAGUUGACUCGUGUGGUGUUUUUCCUUGAGAGUGCAGCUGAAAGUCCGGACGAGCCAACAUACAUCGGAGAUGACCUGCAGGGCAGGAGAAACCAUAGGGAUUUCUUAGUUUUUGCUCUGUUUCUUGAGCGGCUCGAUCUUUUUGAGCAGAACGGUAAAAAGCCCUCGCGCGAAGUAUCGCAAAACUUGAUUAGUCGGCACGGACCAGAGGUGCCGGAGCGGUUGAUUCGGAGCCUGUACGGGUGCCUGGACAAAUUUUCAAAGAUCGGUUUCGUACACAACGAUGUCAUCGUGGAGCACGUUGGUCGCCGCAUCCUUGAACACGAUAGAAAUGGGGAGCACGACGACCUCGGAACAACAGAUCUAAAGUUUACCGACUUAAGCGAGUCGUCCUUUGUUGCUCUGAAGAAGGUUGAACAAAAAAUCGGGAUGAACACCGGGGACGAGGGUACUAAGCGAGACCGUGCUGGAGUUGCUGAACUACAGUCCACCGGGCGCAUUGUCUUCGGCAAAAUGGUGGUCGUCAAUGGAGACGUCACGCCGGUCCUCGGUGGCGUGGAUUCUUGUAACCCCCUGCUGUGCAGCACUGUCAGGGUCCUGCUGGACGAAAACAACAAGUUACCCGCGGAACAGCGAAUGGAGCUCGCGGGUGUCGACGUGCCAUGCAAUGCGAUUGGUGGGAGUUCUGGCGACGGUGGUUUGGGUCGCCGUAUAGAAGGACGGAACUACGGCCCGGCAUUCGACUGGUACGGUGGCGCACUAGCCUUGAUUCUGUUUUUAGAUUCUGGGCCGCCAUUGCAGAAUGCCAUGCAAAACGGUACCUCUUGGGCCACGAUUGUCAACCAAGACGUGACUAACUUUGGUCUUUCAAACGCGCGAAAGGGCUGUGCGCUCGAAAUGACAGAAGCAACGGUAUUUCCAAUAAUAUCACACACUGCCGGCGAUGAUUCCGCUGUCAAACUUUUGGAGAUGAACACCUCCGAGCUGAACACGUUGGGCCUCAUGGAGAAGAGCUUGCGAGAAAAUGCCAAACUGCUGCCAGAACUUUCGGAAAUCUUGCUGCUUCCGAUCAGAAAUUUCGGUGAUCCGGAAGACGCAAAAAGGAAAACACUUGUGCGGCUGGAGGAUUUUUUUAGCCGACAACAUGGCUUAGUCGCAGGUGUUUCCGAUGAAGCGGUUGGGAGAUUUGGUGAUAAAGCUGGACGAAAUAAUUCGGCUCUUUCUCAGCCCACCGGUUAUCCAUUCCACGCUCGGUGGACUGAUCCGGAUCGCACGGUUGCGGUGGUCCGCUCAAACCGUCUCACUGAAGGGCCUACGACGACAACGGCCGUAGAUCGGUGGCUGCUACGGUGGGCGACGGCUGCUCGUCGUGAAAACCCAAAACCGAGUGCUGCGCACCCCCGCAGCAAGUACUUGACGUGGUUGACAAAGACCGUACCUCGCGCAGCUGCCAAGAAAGGACUGGGCGCAGUCGCGAAUCGGG
This is a messenger RNA of Amoebophrya sp. A120, 2698 nucleotides long. NCBI's taxonomy places the organism in Eukaryota, Dinophyceae, Syndiniales, Amoebophryaceae. The record is from the annotation of a GenBank genome assembly.